CCUUGUCGCGUCCGAGGCCCGAGGCCCGGUUUGGGGUCCUGGGUCCUGGGUGGGAGGCCGCCGCCCUCCCAGGGGCGGAGUGGAGUCCAGGGAAGGAGUGAGGGAGGUUCCUCCCCCCGCCCCCGGCGACUGAGUAAGAAAUUGCCUAAUUAUGGCACCUUCAGGAAGAAAACAUGCUGGGAAAUCUGGGAAACCAGCAAUGGAAGCUCAAGUGAGCCGAGCUUAUGACUUUGACAAAGAGGACAAGAAAGAUCUGAGUGGUUCUGAGGAAGAUGCCAGGGAAGGAGAGACUACAGUAAUUGAAAAGCAUGGGAAAAAAAGACCUUCUACUGGCAUUACUCAUGGAACAGUUGAAGAAGAUAUGGGGGGUGAAGUACAGAACAUGUUGGAAAGAUUUGGAGCCGAUAUUAACAAGGCUCUCCUUGCAAAGAGGAAAAGAUUGGAAAUGUAUACUAAGGCUUCUCUUAAAACUAGCAAUCAGAAAAUUGAGCAUGUUUGGAAAACACAACAAGAACAGAGGCAAAAACUCAACCAUGAAUAUUCUCAGCAGUUCCUGACAUUAUUUCAGCAGUGGGAUGUGGAUGUUCAGAAAGCUGAGGAACAGGAAGAAAAACUAGCUAAUAUGUUUCGACAACAGCAAAAGGUUUUCCAACAAGCCAGAAUAGUUCAGAGCCAGAGACUGAAAACAAUUAAACAACUAUAUGAACAGUUCCUAAAGAGUAUGGAAGACUUGGAGAAGAAUCAUGAAAACCUUCUUACAGGUGCACAAAAUGAACUUAGAAAAGAAAUGGCCAUGUUACAAAAGAAAAUUAUGAUGGACACUGUAAGUAAUAAUAAUAAUAUGGUAUAUUUUUAACUGA
Molecule: messenger RNA, 860 nt
Organism: Phascolarctos cinereus (koala)
Lineage: Eukaryota; Metazoa; Chordata; Mammalia; Diprotodontia; Phascolarctidae
Source: RefSeq, a predicted model, not a curated record